Blastomyces gilchristii SLH14081 is the source of this 1224-nucleotide messenger RNA. RefSeq lists its product as uncharacterized. Bases 1 to 1224 code for a protein of 407 amino acids. The transcript has 2 exons. The record is from RefSeq and is a predicted model, not a curated record. NCBI's taxonomy places the organism in Eukaryota, Fungi, Ascomycota, Eurotiomycetes, Onygenales, Ajellomycetaceae.
AUGAUGAGAUGUCAGCAACUGUUCGUUUUUCAUUACUGUGCCCCAUGCCUUCGCGCACAACGUCUACGGCCAGGUUCUCGCCAUGAACGCAUUAUCCGAACAAGGGCAUUCUCUGCUGGGCUAAGAGGUGUUUCGCAACAUGAACAAACUCAAUCAAGAGAGAGUGGCCAAGAGAAACGAGAUGGGAUAUCCAGUGCAGAGGAGGGCGCAAUGUCAAGAAUGCUAUCCUUAAUGGCGGACGAAUCGAUGUUAGAAGGCGGGAGAUCCUCCCGCAAAAACAUGCAAGAGGCAGGCUUCUCCGAAGAGUUGAAAAAGAAGCUAGAGGAGAGGAUUGCAGAGAGUACUUUUCGAAAUGAGAAUGCUGCUGCGUUCUCUCUUGUCAAUAUGCCGGCCAGUGCCGGCAGAGGAACCCAAGAUAUCGCUGCAGCGGCUCCGUGGACAGGGACCGAAUCCAUCCACGACGCCUCACUCCGGAUGCUACACGAUGCAAGCAAGCCAAUACGAGUCCCAUUUAAGCCCCCGCAGCCCGGUCCGAAGAACCUGCUCCCAACGGUGAAAAAGUCCAUAUCAUCGAGCGAGCGCCUCGCCGCCGCUCGCGAUCGCACAUCCACCUACGCCCUAAGUCGGGACCCCAACAUGUCCGAACGGGAGCGCGAAGCGAUCCGUAGAGAACUACAAGAGCGAUUCACGCCUGGCGCGCGCGCGAUCACACCUCAUGGACUUAGCUCGCUGGCAAACGAGCGCAUCGAAGAUGCAAUCGCCCGUGGCCAGUUCCGGAAUAUCCAACGCGGCAAGGGAAUCAACACUGAACGUGAUCACAACGCAAGCAGCCCCUAUAUCGACACGACAGAAUACCUGCUGAAUAAGAUUAUUCAGAAACAGGAAGUUACCCCACCAUGGAUUGAGAAGCAACAGGAGGUAGCGAAAGAGGUUGAUCGGUUUCGGAGGCGGUUGCGUAGUGAUUGGAAGAGACACGCUGUGCGGCUCAUUGCAAGCCAGGGUGGAUCACUGGAAAGUCAGAUUCAGCGAGCGCGGGGUUAUGCCGCUGCGGAAGUACGGUUGGGCAAUAACGGACAGAAUACGUCGCAUACGGCAGAAACCAAUGCAAAAGCACCCGAAUCCCAUAACAACUCCUCCGCAUCUCAACAUCUCCCAUCUGUCCCACCACUGCGAGAUGCCGACUACCUAAAAAUCGAACAGGCAUACCAUAACCCUGACAGUUAA